Metopolophium dirhodum (rose-grain aphid) is the source of this 978-nucleotide messenger RNA. RefSeq lists its product as uncharacterized. The transcript has a single exon. The coding region runs from base 1 to 978 and encodes 325 amino acids. NCBI's taxonomy places the organism in Eukaryota, Metazoa, Arthropoda, Insecta, Hemiptera, Aphididae. The record is from RefSeq and is a predicted model, not a curated record.
AUGAUUCGUGUGUCACGCCACUUCAGCACGUUCGGACAACCGUCAUGCUAUUUGUUGGGAUUUUGUGAUGCUUCGCAGCUUGGAUAUGACGCGAUCGUAUAUGUGCUGUCAGCUGAUUCAUCAGGUGUUCAACCUGCCGUUCUCGUCGGGUCUAAGACCAAGCUUGCUCCGAUGAAGCCAUUAACAAUACCACGACUGGAGCUGAACGCCGCACUGUUACUCGCCCGGUGGCUUGGGCGCAUCAAGCGAGUAUUGGAUCCUCAUAUCAAGAUUGUUGGGACUUACGGCUGGACCGACUCGAUGAUAGUCCUAUCCUGGUUAACGGUCCCUCAUACUUCAUUCAAGGUAUAUGUGUCCAAUCGUAUCCAUCAGAUCCGCACCAUAGUGCCUGAUUGUAAGUGGACCCAUAUUGAGUCGACAAACAAUCCUGCCGAUUCUGCGUCAAGAGGUGUGAUGCCUUCAGCACUCACGAAGUUAUCCCUCUAUUGGCAAGGUCCUGCGAUUCUUCGAGCCAAUCCAUCUACGUGGAUAAAUCUCGUAGCUCUCAUACCAUUGUGCAGCUUACCUGAAGUGUUACCAGUUUCUCUCACAACUCGAAUCGACCCGCACGACUGUCUAGAAGAAUGGUUCAACCGUUUUUCAUCAUAUGACCGCAUGAUUCGCGUCACCACCAUAAUGCUCCGUUUCAUCAACCGGUGCCGUCGUUGCGAUCUUGAACCACCUCCAACGAAGUGUCUGAGUCUGGUUGAGGUCGACUGUGCAACUCGCAGUAUUAUCAGAGAGUCUCAACGUAUUUACUUCUCUGACCUAUUACGUGAGCUAUCAAAUGGGACCAGAGUAUCAUCAAAGCCGUUGGCUCGUUUAACUCCGUUCGUCGACGAUGUUGGAAUCAUCCGAGUUGGUGGUCGCCUUCGUCAUUCCAACCUAUCGUACGAGUGUAAACACCCAAUGUUAAUAUUUCCAAGCGCUCUCAUCUAG